ACAGCCCCAAAUCCCCCGUUUUCCUGUCCCUAGUACAUCACGGUGAAGCCCAACCAGGAGAAGGUGCUGCAGGGGCUGUUCAUCCCCUACUGCAAGGACUGUGGGACGCCCCAGCUGGAGCAGGCCGUGGGCAUCGUGGGUGCUGUCAUCAUGCCCCACAACAUGUACCUGCACUCUGCCCUGGUCAAGUCCAGGCAGGUGGAUCGCUCGAACAAGCGGCAGGUGCGAGAGGCCAACAAGUAUUUCUUCAUCGAGUCGUGCAUCGCGCUCUUCGUGUCCUUCAUCAUCAACAUCUUUGUGGUCGCCGUCUUCGCUGAGGCCUUUUUCAACAAGACCAACGCGGACGUGAACCAGGUCUGUGUCAACUCCAGCAGCCCCCACUCCUCGCUCUUCCCCAACAACAACGAGACACUGGAGGUGGACAUAUACAAGGGGGGCGUUGUUUUGGGGUGUUACUUCGGCCCUGCCGCUCUCUACAUCUGGGCCAUCGGGAUCCUGGCGGCUGGGCAGAGCUCCACCAUGACAGGCACCUACUCGGGCCAGUUCGUCAUGGAGGGGUUCCUGAACCUGCGCUGGUCCCGCUUUGCCCGGGUGCUGCUCACGCGCUCCAUCGCCGUCACCCCCACCCUCUUCGUCGCCAUCUUCCAGGACGUUGAGCACCUGACGGGCAUGAACGACUUCCUCAACGUCCUCAUGAGCCUCCAGCUCCCCUUUGCACUGAUCCCAGUGCUCACCUUCACCAGCCUGCCCACCGUGAUGCACGACUUCGCCAACGGCCUGUGAGUACCAUGGGAACCCCCUGGUCACACCUG
This is a messenger RNA of Corapipo altera (White-ruffed manakin), 812 nucleotides long. RefSeq names its product natural resistance-associated macrophage protein 2-like. Gene Ontology annotation, biological process: metal ion transport. The transcript has 6 exons. Gene Ontology annotation, cellular component: plasma membrane. Gene Ontology annotation, molecular function: cadmium ion transmembrane transporter activity; manganese ion transmembrane transporter activity; iron ion transmembrane transporter activity. The record is from RefSeq and is a predicted model, not a curated record. The coding region runs from base 151 to 783 and encodes 210 amino acids. NCBI's taxonomy places the organism in Eukaryota, Metazoa, Chordata, Aves, Passeriformes, Pipridae.